Cladophialophora psammophila CBS 110553 is the source of this 3084-nucleotide messenger RNA. RefSeq lists its product as uncharacterized. Gene Ontology annotation, biological process: protein processing. The record is from RefSeq and is a predicted model, not a curated record. The transcript has a single exon. Lineage: Eukaryota; Fungi; Ascomycota; Eurotiomycetes; Chaetothyriales; Herpotrichiellaceae. Gene Ontology annotation, molecular function: metal ion binding. Gene Ontology annotation, cellular component: mitochondrial matrix. Bases 1 to 3084 code for a protein of 1027 amino acids.
AUGCUCAAGCAUGGCGCCAUUCGCCAGGGCAUUCCUCGUUGCGCCAGGUCGUAUCUAUCUAGAAGACUGUAUGCAUCGGUGACAGAUUUGGAAGCUUAUCCCAAGCCUGGAGAGAGGAUACAUGGUUUUACAUUGAGGGAAAUCAAGCAUGUCCCAGAGCUACACUUGACGGCGUUGAGGUUGGAGCAUGACAAGACUGGCGCAGAGUACCUCCAUGUCGCGCGAGACGACAAGAACAAUGUCUUUGCAAUCAACUUCAAAACCAAUCCUACCGAUAGAACAGGUUUGCCGCAUAUUCUCGAGCAUGUCACACUGUGUGGGAGCGAAAAGUAUCCCGUGAGGGAUCCUUUUUUCAAGAUGAUGCCGAGAUCUUUGGCCAAUUUCAUGAAUGCAUUUACAUCUUCCGACUACACCUCAUACCCGUUCGCCACCACAAAUCUGCAAGACUACCGCAAUUUGUCUUCGGUAUACAUGGACGCAACUCUCCACCCGCUGCUGAAACGCUCAGACUUCUUGCAAGAGGGAUGGCGCCUUGGCCCUGAAGAUCCACGAGGGCCGCCAACAGAGGACAAUAUUAAGUUCAAAGGAGUUGUCUACAAUGAGAUGAAAGGGCAGAUGUCGGAUGCUAGUUAUCUUUUCUACAUCAGAUUCAGAGAGCACCUCAUACCCUCUCUACACAAUUCUGGUGGUGAUCCCGAGUUCAUGACUCAGCUCACGCACGAUCGGCUCGUCGACUUCUCUCGCAAGAACUAUCAUCCCAGCAAUGCAAAGAUAUUUUCAUACGGAAGUUUAAGCCUCGCCGAACAGCUUCAGUAUGUUGACAAGACCAUAUCAAAAUUCGAAAAGGGAACGCCGGACUUGGAGAUCAAGAUGCCAAUCAGUUUUUCCCAUGGCCCCCUAUCUUUUGAGGUCCCUGGCCCGGUUGAUACAAUGCAACCCUCUGACCGGCAAUUCAAGUCUUCUGUUUCCUGGAUGGGCUGUCUUUCUUCAGACAUUGUCGAGACCUUUUGUGUGAGCAUAAUGAUGUCAUUGCUGAUGAAUGGCUAUGGCUCUCCUCUGUACCAAGGAUUAAUCGAAUCGGGAUUGGGAACCAAUUUCAGCCCAAAUUCCGGUUACGACGGCUCCACAAGGGUCGGAGUGUUCUCGAUUGGGCUCGAUGGCAUGAAGGCUGACGAUAUUGUCGGAUUGAAACAGAGCAUUCAGGGGAUAUUGCGGGACAAGGCUCACGAAGCAUUUCAGCCAAACAAGAUCGAAGGUUAUAUGCAUCAGCUAGAGCUUUCAUUAAAGCACAAGACCGCCAAUUUUGGAAUGGGUCUGCUAGAAAAAACUCUUCCUGGGUGGUUCAACGGAGUGAACCCAAUGGAUGCGCUGGCAUGGAACGAAAUCAUUGACGCUUUCAAACAACAGAUGAAAGAAGAAAAUUACCUUGAGCGUCUUGUACGAAAAUAUCUCCUGAACGACAACUGCAUGCAAUUCACAAUGAGCCCUUCAGAAUCUUAUGGCGUCACCCUAGACAUACGGGAAGAAGAGCGGAGAAAGACCAUUCUAGACACCAUCAAGAAGACCGCCAGCUCACCCGAAGCCGCCAUUGCUGAGCUUGGUCAACAGGAACUCCAGCUCGUCGAGGAACAAGAAAGGGCCCAAGACAAGAAUUUGGACACCCUCCCCUCUCUCAGUGUUAGCGAUAUUGCCCGGGAGAAGGAGAGGAAACCACGAUAUCACUUGAAAAUUGGUGAUGUGGACUGCAUGUGGCGUGAAACUGAGACGAACGGCAUCACGUAUUUUCAAGCAAAGUAUCUUUUCAAGAACCUUCCUAACGAGCUGAGGCUUUUGGUGCCACUAUUUGCGGACUCACUGCUGCGAUUGGGCACCGAAACAAUGUCUGUGGGAGACCUCGAGGCUGAAAUCCUUCUUAAAACUGGCGGCAUAACGGUUUCGUCAUUUGCGGCGCCCGACCCGUGGAGCCUGGACAAAUGCAAAGAAGGUCUCUUGAUUGACGGAUAUGCGCUCGACAGGAAUGUUCCAGCAAUGUUCGACCUAAUCCGGACGCUGUUAUUGGACGUCGACUUUACCAGGCCGGGGGCUGUUGCCGCGAUUCGCGAACUCCUUGAAUCUAAAGCAUCAGGCGCGCUGGACGCAGUUGCAGAAAGUGGUCACCACUUCGCCAUAACGAGCGCUUCUGCUGCCCUGACGGAGAGAGGGCGGAUUCAAGAUCAACUUUCUGGUCUUUCGCAAAUGGAGUCUACUGCCCGCAUACUGGACGCAGCCAGACGAGACCCACAGACUCUUGAGCACGUUAUCCAAGCUCUGCGAACCAUUCAAUCGAUAGCAGUCGCCAACUCAGCCGAUCUGUCUGUGCGUGUUGUGUGUGAACCUGGCUCAGUGAAGAAUAAUCGAGAUCUGAUCGAGAGAUUUCUUGCGCAACUGCCGCAAGGUCAAGUAUCAUUCAGAAAUCCAGCCCUUUCAGACACCGUACCGGGCUCGUCAUUUUCAAGGCGAACAUUCUUCGACUUGCCAUUUCAGGUCUCCUAUACAGGAACAUGCCUACAAACUGUACCCUAUCAUUCGCCAGACAAAGCACCACUCACGGUGCUUGGCCAGCUCCUUGUCCACAACUUCCUCCAUCCAGAAGUCCGAGAAAAAGGUGGCGCAUACGGCGCAUCAGCUAGCGCAAGCCCUAUCAGUGGAUUGUUCACCUUGUCUUCAUACCGGGAUCCUAAUCCUCGCACUUCGUUGAGCGUGUUCAAGCGCGCAGGAUUGUAUGCCCGCGACAAAGACUGGAGCAGUCGAGAACUUGAGGAGAGCAAACUCAGCAUCUUUCAAGGCAUUGACGCUCCCAGAAGCGUGAGCAGUGAAGCAAGCAAAGAGUUCAUGUACGGCAUCACGGAGGAUAUGGACCAGGAGAUGCGCAAGCGCUUACUAGGCGUCACGAAGGAGGCUGUUCAAGCGGUCGCCCAGAAGUAUCUCGUGGAACUCUCUUCGGAUUUGAUGUCCGUGUGUGUGCUUGGGGAGAAGAAAGACUGGGUCGAGCGGGAUCCCGAUCGAUGGCAGGUUAAAACCUUGAAGAUGUCGGUCGAGGGCUAG